This is a messenger RNA of Panicum virgatum (switchgrass), 856 nucleotides long. Its product is annotated as BURP domain-containing protein 10-like. Bases 106 to 714 code for a protein of 202 amino acids. Lineage: Eukaryota; Viridiplantae; Streptophyta; Magnoliopsida; Poales; Poaceae. The record is from RefSeq and is a predicted model, not a curated record. The transcript has 2 exons.
UUUCAGAGAAGCUGCUGUACCCAGAGAGCACUUUCACUACAGGGUCCAAGAUCAUCCUCUACAUCGACCGGGCGGCCUCCUUGCAUAGCGCUUUCCUUCGCCGUGAUGUCGCCGAUUCCAUCCCGAUGUCCACGGAGAACUUUACCGACAUCGUCGGUGUCCAUCUCUAUAGCCCGCGAUAUGUGGUCCACGCUGAGCUCGUGUGACCACCCCCGUGAGGUGGUGGGUGAACAAAAGGCAUGCGCUACAUCCGUGGAGUCCAUGCACAAGUUCGUGGUGUCAGCACUAGAAACAAAUAGCCUCCAUGCCUUCUCCACAUCCCUCGAUGUGCCAGAGGAGGGCAUCGGCUCACCGUCGCACAUUUACAAGGUGUUGGUGGUUCCUGCAGUAACCGCCCAUGGAGCUAACAAGGACGCAUCCAACACUGUGACAUGCCACAGCAUGAGCUUUCCAUUCGCGUUGUUCUACUGCCAUGCUGUCAACCAGACAAGGAUCUAUGAGGUCACAUUGCAGAAGGAUGAGGUCAGUGCUGCUCCUGCUAUGCCGAGAAUGCCGGUGGUGGUCCGAGCACUGGCGGUAUGCCACGUGAACACUUCGGGGUUCGACCCCACAUUGAAUUAUUGGGUAAAGCUUGGUCUCAAGCCAGGGCAAGCCUCGGUGUGUCACUUCCUUACCAGGGGCGAUGUCCUCUGGACACCUGCCUUAGUAGCUUGAGUAGUUGUAUGCUCGAUAUGAGCCUUGUUGCAUGUAGAAAAUAAGGAAGAUGAGGCCGAAAACCUCCUUCAUGUAUGGCGAGCUAUAUUGCCUAUGCUAAUAUAUGUGAUCCCUGGCUCUAGUACUAAGCAUGUUCCAUCUA